AUGUUGCACUACGACAUCGACAUCACCUGGGUAAAGGGACAGGACAUGCAUCUGGCUGACAUGCUGUCAAGAGCUUACCUACCCACCACUGUAGGAGCCACUGAAUUUGGUGAGGUGAACAUCGUUGAAACCCUGAGUAUGGGAGAGGAGAGGGUUAAACAACUGCAAUCUCAUACUAACAAUGAUGAGGUUCUACAGACCGUCAAGAAGGUCAUCCACAAAGGUUGGCCGGAACAGAAAGCAGAAGUACCCGAAGCGGCUAAGUCAUACUUCAAUAUCCGAGACGAGCUAAGCGUGCAAGAUGGACUAGUAUUCAGGGGAGAAAGAGUAGUCAUCCCCAUAACCCUCCGCAAGGAAAUGAAGGAAACUCUUCACACUUCUCAUCUUGGAAUUGAAGGGACCCUUAGAAGGGCCAGAGAAAUCAUCUAUUGGCCUGGGAUGAACGCGGAUGUCAAGCAGUUUAUCCAGACAUGUGAAGCCUGCAGAAUGUACGAGCAGCAGAACCAGAAGGAAACCCUCAUGCCACACGACAUCCCAGACAGGCCAUGGGAGAAAGUAGGUACCGACCUGUUCGAACUCAACAAGAAACACUACCUCGUUACCGUCGACUACCUUUCCAACUUCUGGGAAAUCGACAGACUGUAUGACCUUGGCAGUCGGGCAGUAAUCGGGAAACUGAAGAGCCACUUCGCUCGAUAUGGCAUCCCGAGCACUGUAAUCAGUGACAAUGGACCACAGUACUCAUCCGAAGAUUUCGCGAAGUUCUCUAAAAGAUGGCAGUUUGAUCACGUCACAAUCUCCCCAAGACACAGCCAGGCAAAUGGGAAGGUAGAAGCUGCAGUGAAGGCUGCAAAGAGACUCCUCAAGAAAACAUCACAGUCUAAGGGUGACGCCUACCUAGCAAUGCUAGAACUCCGAAAUACCCCAAACCAAGGUGUUGACAGUAGCCCAGCGCAAAGGCUUCAUGGACGGAGGACGAGAACACUACUUCCCACUUCAUCCAGUCUCCUGAAACCAAGAGGUGCAGAGGUUCUCAGUGAAGACAGGAAAAAGCUUAAAAUGCUACAACGUAAGCAGUCGGAACGCUACAACUUACAUGCCAAAGAUCUGCCGACAUUAGUAGAAGGAGAUAUCGUACGUCUCAAGCCAUACAAAUCAGGAAGCACAGUUUGGCAAAGAGCAGUGGUAAAUAGACGGCUCGACGAGAGGUCCUACGAGGUGGAGACCGACUCUGGAUUACUCCUCAGAAGAAACAGGGUCGACCUCAAGAGAACUGAAGAACCCCCACCAAACACUGAGGAAGAUCAACAGAAAACAAUUUCUGAGAAGCCACAGCCACAACCACGUGCUCAUGGGACUGAAAGGAAAGAGGCGUAUCUACCAUCUAACACUGUCAUGACUAAACACCCUCAAAGUACUCAAAAUCACGUGAAAGAAAACAAACCUCAGAGAACACAAAAUACUCGAACAGAACAGGUAGACAAAAAUGACACUCAGUCUUUCCUAAAGACCAGAUCUGGUAGAGUAAGCAAGCCACCCCAAAGAUUUGGUGACUAUGUUGACAAGUAA
Messenger RNA from Strongylocentrotus purpuratus (purple sea urchin), 1569 nucleotides. RefSeq lists its product as uncharacterized. Gene Ontology annotation, biological process: DNA integration. Bases 1 to 1569 code for a protein of 522 amino acids. The record is from RefSeq and is a predicted model, not a curated record. Gene Ontology annotation, molecular function: nucleic acid binding. The transcript has a single exon. Lineage: Eukaryota; Metazoa; Echinodermata; Echinoidea; Camarodonta; Strongylocentrotidae.